Messenger RNA from Sebastes umbrosus (honeycomb rockfish), 1436 nucleotides. RefSeq names its product endonuclease V-like. NCBI's taxonomy places the organism in Eukaryota, Metazoa, Chordata, Actinopteri, Perciformes, Sebastidae. Gene Ontology annotation, cellular component: nucleolus; cytoplasm. Gene Ontology annotation, molecular function: RNA endonuclease activity producing 5'-phosphomonoesters, hydrolytic mechanism; single-stranded RNA binding. The record is from RefSeq and is a predicted model, not a curated record. Gene Ontology annotation, biological process: DNA repair.
AGUGACGUCAUUACACGGAAGCAAAGCAAAACAUUAAUAUAACACGAGCGCUGGAGCUCGCGCUGCUUCUGUCAGUUCAGUUUGACUUCUUAAAAAUCAUUUUUCAGCCGCUCGUGUCUCAUCAACAUCACCAGACUCACACAGAUGUCCGCUCCUCCUGCAGAAGAGCUGCUGAAACAGUGGGAGAGCGAGCAGGCCCGUCUCAGACAGCAGGUGGUGGAGGAGGACACUGAGGACUGGCAGAGGAGUCCAGACUUCUCUGGCCUGGAGAGAGUCGGAGGAGUGGACCUCUCCUUCAUUAAAGGAGAUGAUGUCAACGCUGCGCCCCAGCUGGUGGUGCUCAGCUACCCCGACCUGGAGGUGUUGUAUGAGGACAGUCAGAUGGUGACCCUGACGGCCCCCUACAGGCUGGCUUCUGCCUUAGAGAAACCCCCUUCCUCCUGGAAAGCUCUGCAGCGGCUGGAGAGAAACCAGCCCCACUUCUGCUCAGUUGUGCCCUCUCAACAGGUGGUGUUUGUGGAUGGGAAUGGUCUCUUCCACUACAGAGAGUUCGGUCUGGCAUGUCAUCUCGGAGUGCUGUCAGGGCUGCCGUGUGUGGGCGUGGCAAAGAACCUGCUGCAGGUGCAGGGUGUGAACAAGAGCGAAGAGCACCAGUCACAGAUAGCUGCUCUGCAGAAAGGAGGAGACAGCUUCCCACUCACAGCCGCCUCAGGCAAAGUGCUUGGAAAGGCACUGCGAAGCUCUGACAAGAGCUCUAAGCCGGUGUACGUGUCCGUUGGCCACAAGAUCAGUGUGGACACGGCUGUACGCCUCACACACUCCUGCUGCUGCUACCGCGUCCCAGAGCCCAUCAGACAGGCUGACUGUCGCUCCAGAGAAUACCUUCGCACACACUUCCCAGUUGCAGAUACAUGAAACAAAGAAUGAGGUAUCAGGCAAAUAAUACAGCGAAGGAUCUCAGGAACUGUGAAGACCAGCAAGUAGAGAAGACCACUAAAAAGUGUGUGUGUGUGUGUGUGUGUGUGAGAGAGAGAGGAGAGAGAGAGAGAGAGAGAGACUGUGUGAGAGACUGUGUUUUCCAGUGCGACAGUGAAUGCGUGCUGUAACUUUUUCAUGUGCUUUUAAAAGUGCAGCUGUUUUAGUCUGGACCAAGACACUGUCAGAUUAAACUCUAUGUUUUAUGCACUCGCCCAUAUUCAGACUGGAUAUGGGUCACACUGGCUCUUUUUAUACUGGCUCUUUUUAUACACUGGUCUCAUUACAUUUUUGGGGUCACUCAGCUUUUUACACUGUUAGCCUCGUAAAUAAAUCAUUAACAUCCCCGGUCCUGCUUCAGAGUGCUGGUCAUCUGUUAAUAUCUCUUGGUUGUGUAAAUAUUGCUUUAUGUUCAUUUUAAAAGUGAGCUGUAUGGGAACAGCAGACAAUAUAACACCCAA